UUCUGAACUACAUUCAGGUAUAAUUGUAUUUCACUGGAGCCACAUCUUAUGAAGUCUCUAAGGAUGAGAGUCUGUGCUAAGUCUGUGGUACUGUCACACUGGCUCUUUCUGGCCUACGUGUUACUGGUGUGCUGCAAGCUGAUGUCUGCCUCAAGCCAGCACCUCCGGGGACAUGCAGGCCACCACCAAAUCAAGCAAGGCACCUGUGAGGUUGUUGCUGUGCACCGCUGCUGCAAUAAGAACCGCAUAGAGGAACGUUCCCAAACUGUCAAGUGCUCCUGUUUCCCAGGACAGGUGGCGGGCACAACUCGAGCUCAGCCCUCUUGUGUUGAAGCUUCCAUAGUGAUCCAGAAGUGGUGGUGCCACAUGAAUCCUUGCUUGGAAGGAGAGGACUGUAAAGUCCUGCCAGACUACUCAGGUUGGUCCUGUAGCAGUGGCAAUAAAGUCAAAACCACAAAGUAUUUCUCUAUGGAUGGAUUAUUCUCCUCUCAAGAUCUGCAAAGGUCUCCAGGUCAGAAAGACAGUGAGUACUGUGUUAUCCAGACCAGUAUCAAAUCAGUUUUAAUGACUGUGUUUGAAGCACAGUAUAGAUAUGAGGACAAAUGA
Molecule: messenger RNA, 606 nt
Organism: Jaculus jaculus (lesser Egyptian jerboa)
Lineage: Eukaryota; Metazoa; Chordata; Mammalia; Rodentia; Dipodidae
Gene: Tafa4
Product: TAFA chemokine like family member 4
Exons: 5
Coding region: 49-606 (185 amino acids)
Biological process (GO): macrophage chemotaxis; phagocytosis
Molecular function (GO): receptor ligand activity
Source: RefSeq, a predicted model, not a curated record